AGAGAGAGAGAGAGAGAGAGAGACGUGGAUUGGUAUAUUUAAGCUGUGGAUGAUACCAAAUCGAACGCGUUUGGAGCUGGAGAGAGGGAGAUUAGAAUAAUUAGAGAGAGAAUUUGAAGGAGAGGAAGAGGAAGUGCAAUGGCGGACUCCAGCGAAUCCGUCUCCAUUGAUAUGGAGUCCAUACCAUUCGCCGGCAAGGAGCAUAUUAUCAAAACGGGUCAUGGUUCCGUCUCUGUUGCUGUAUUUGGAGACCAGGACAAGCCAGCUCUUAUUACUUAUCCUGAUUUGGCUUUAAACUAUAUGUCCUGUUUCCAAGGGUUGUUCUUUUGUCCAGAAGCAUUUUCUCUCCUUCUCCACAACUUCUGUAUUUACCACAUCAGUCCUCCAGGUCAUGAGUUAGGAGCUGCUGUCGCUGGCCCUGAUGAACCUUUACUGACUGUUGAUGAAUUGGCUGAUCAGAUUGCUGAAAUCCUCGACUAUUUUGGGCUUGGUUCGGUUAUGUGCCUGGGUGUAACAACUGGAGCUUACAUUCUUACCCUUUUUGCUCUGAAACACUCACGACGUGUCAUGGGUCUUAUUCUUGUUUCCCCUCUGUGCAAAUCACCUUCUUGGACAGAAUGGUUAUGUAACAAGGUGAUGUCCAAUUUGCUUUACAUCUGUGGCAUGUGUGGCAUAGUAAAGGAGCUGUUGCUCAUGCGAUACUUCAGCAAGGAAGUUCGUGGUGGUGUUGAUGUACCCGAGUCGGAUAUUGUCCAGUCUUGCAGAAGAUUGUUGGGCGAGAGACAGAGUCCUAACGUGCUGCGCUUCCUUGAAGCUAUUAACGAGAGGCCAGACCUCAGCAAUAGCUUGAGGAAAUUGAAGUGUCGAUCCUUAAUUUUUGUUGGCGAAAACUCUCCUUUCCACGACGAAGCUCUUCACAUGACUUCAAAGCUAGACAGAAGAUUCAGUGCCUUGGUUGAGGUUCAAGCAUGUGGCUCGAUGGUCACAGAAGAGCAGCCCGAUGCCAUGCUGAUCCCACUGGAAUACUUUCUCAUGGGCUAUGGCCUCUUUAGACCCCCCCUGUGA
Salvia hispanica is the source of this 1065-nucleotide messenger RNA. The record is from RefSeq and is a predicted model, not a curated record. Lineage: Eukaryota; Viridiplantae; Streptophyta; Magnoliopsida; Lamiales; Lamiaceae.